Messenger RNA from Sorghum bicolor (sorghum), 1057 nucleotides. RefSeq lists its product as uncharacterized. Gene Ontology annotation, cellular component: plasma membrane. The coding region runs from base 308 to 898 and encodes 196 amino acids. The transcript has a single exon. The record is from RefSeq and is a predicted model, not a curated record. Lineage: Eukaryota; Viridiplantae; Streptophyta; Magnoliopsida; Poales; Poaceae.
AGCCCACACGGCUCGCUAAUUGCGCACCAAAGCCUCCGGGCCACUCCAGCUACAGCCUGUCACGACAUGACUCGAUCGUGUAGAACGCUCCUCUCCCCACUCAAAGUAUCGUGCUAGAAGCUCACUAGCUAUAUAGAGCGGCCACUGCAACGUUCCUGAUGAAUCGCUACGUACGAGAGCAGCUACUACGACGUCGAUCAAGAACUGCACGCCCUCCUCAUCAACGAGCACGAAAAGGCCCAAGCUUGUCGACCCAAAAAAAAAAAAUCCGGGUGCUGUUGGUCUGUUGGAGAGAUCGGCCGGAUAUAUGGCGGAGCCCAGGCGCAUGCGGCCGUCGACGUUCCGGUGCGCCGCGGCGACGGUGCUGGCGCUGCUGGUGGUGGUCUUCAUCAUCGUGAUCCUGUGGCUCUUCCUGCACCCGUCCAAGCUCUACCUCUCCGUGGACCACGCGUCCACGACGGGGUUCAACUUCACGGCCGCCGGCGGGCUCGCCGGCGCGUUCGACCUCACCCUGCGCGCCUUCAACCCCAACGAGCGCGCGAGCGUGUCGUACCGCUGGGUCGACGUCGGCGUCUGGUACGGAGGCACGUACCUCGCGGGCGCGCACGCGCCGGGGUUCUACCAGCCGCCCGAGGACGAGACCCGCGUCGACGUGGUCGCGCGGGCGGCGCCGGCCGACGGGACGACGACGCUGCCGCGGGACGUGGAGGAAGGCAUGAAGAAGGAGCGCACGGCGGGGAAGCUGACGGUGGACGUGCACGUCGUCGCCAAGGUGCGGUUCCGGUACGGCGUGGUGGGGACCCGGAAGUACACCGUCCGCGGCAGCUGCCCCGCCGUGCCCAUCGACUUCGCGUCGCCGACCUCGUUCGACCGGGUGAACUGCCACGUGCACAUAUGACGAGUUUCCCUUUUUAUAUACGAUGCUCUGCAUCACUGCGUGAGAUGAUUCGCGGCUCUGUGUGGAUUGUUUGAUUUUAUUUGUCGCUGCCUUCUUUUCGUGUUAUAAUUAUUAAUUAUUCUCUUGGUUUGUUGUAUGCAUGCUUAUUUAAUUUCUUCA